Molecule: messenger RNA, 3254 nt
Organism: Microbotryum saponariae
Lineage: Eukaryota; Fungi; Basidiomycota; Microbotryomycetes; Microbotryales; Microbotryaceae
Source: the annotation of a GenBank genome assembly
AUGGCCUCGGUCUCGCCUCCGGAUGGUCAUGGCCCGCCUUCGUCCAGCACGAGCCCUCUUGAGGGCAGCACGAGUUCCAGCACGGGCGCGAUCCGAACGACAUCGGGCGCCAACAUUGGCGGCGAUGCGGCCAGCAGCAGCAGUGGAGCCAGUCGAAUACCCCGGACCGGGCAGCGUGCCAUCACCAGGUGAGUCUCGUGGAGUUGACACGGAGUUGUAUAGAUAUAGUUCAGUCGACUGAUCAUAGCUGUGGAUCGUCCGCCUGCCCCGCAGCUGCACGUAUUGCUAUCGUCGCAAGGUAAGGCACGUCCGGAAUCUCUCGAUGAGCUUGUCCGCGGAUUAGCUUCACUCGCGGUCCAGUCGCGGCUCGCAAUCGACUAAUCGCAUGGGCCAAAAUGUAUCGUUCACGCCGCCCGCCUGCCGGUAACCUCGUCUGCCUCCCGCACCGACAUGUUCAUCCAAUGACACCGGGUGUCACUGUGGUAGACUCCUCUUCGUUGUCUAGCCCUGCGCUUAGGGGUAGGCACAGGCUUGUCCACUCGGAAACUCGGAUCGGCGACCACCCCCACCCACGCCUCCUGCCUUUGCGACCCGCCAAAGUCCGCUUAGCUCCUCAGCGCACGUGACGGCUGAUCCCCCAAUCUGCCGUGCGAACCCUCCCAGAUACGUUGCAACAAAGAGUUCCCGUGCAGCAACUGCAUUGCAAGAGGUAUAUCGGACCAAUGUCAUAGAGAGUGAGCCACCAUACAUCUCCCGCGUCACUAGUCCCGUGCCAGAAAGUACUCAACCCCCCUUCCUCGCUGCCGCACAUCCAUCGGUCCACAGACCCGUGGUCGUGCGCGGACACGUCGUCGGCGGACCCCAGGAAAGGUCACCUCUUACAGUCGAGCAACUGAAUCAAGAAAACGUCGCUUUACGCAAGAAAGCCGCCGCCCAAGAACGUCAAAUCAACGCCUUGCUUAGGGCCCCAAAACAAGCCUCCAAGGGAGGUCAAGCCGGCACGCCGCAUGCAUCCGCAUCGAAAACGGGAUCUCGCGAGGGAUCCUAUGCUGGUUUUCACGAACCCCCCAUAAGUGGUCUGGCUCCAACCUCUGGAGCAGCUCCCUUAACGUCCAUCCAACCCCCCGGCGUGCUUGAAUCGUGCGAACUGGACGUACUGGGCCUGAGGGACCCCAAAAACCAGAAUGUGAGACUCCUCACCACAGUCCUUCACAGUUUGGUCUUAGAAAAUCUGCUGAUUUUUUGAUUCGUUGCGGAGACUAGGCACCCUUCUCAUCAGACGGCAAAAGCUCACUCCGCUCAGACAUCCCGUCCCACCACACCGUUCCAUUGCUCGACCUCGUGCCGAUCGAGACGAGCACCUUUUUGGUCGAGAACCAUUUCCGGCUACUCGAAUGGGUGCAUUGCGUCGUUCACGUGCCCAGCUUCCUGCAAGAACAUGCGUUGUGGUUGGACUGCCUUCGACGAGGCGAAAGGGAGCGGGUACCCCGGUAUGACGUCCUAGCGAGAUGUGAGUGUACUGUGAACGUCUGGACGAGGCGUUUUGCUCAUCCCAAAUUUGCACUUUCAUCGUCAGAUUUUGCGAUUAUCGCCGUACGUGACCGUAAUCCCGCGAGCUGCCGCACUCCGCGCCCGACUGACCAUUGCUUGCAAAACCGAGCAGUCGACGCUAUACUUUCUCGACGUCGAACAUGGAGCUCAGAUCGGCUACACAGCAGAAGACAUGGUGUCACUUCCUCGAAUCUGGUUCAACGCGUCCCUCGAAGCACUGCAACGCUCCGAUUUUUUAUGUCACCCCAGCCUUGAGUCGCUGCAAGCGAUCUGCAUCCUUCCCCUCAUCGGCCAUGCCUACGGUGAAUCGAUCUACUUUGGAUCGCUGAUGCACUGCGCACUUGGUCUCGCGCAAAACCUCAAGUUCCAUCUCUUGACCGCCGAAGAGCCGAGACCUGGACUGAUCAACCGCGAAAUGUCUCGGCGGAUGUGGAAAUGCUUGGUCAUCGCAGAAUGGUGAGUCGUGGCGACUAGACCGGUUGAACUCUUCUGUGCUGAUACUUGUGCGUUCAUUCAGUCUCGUACCAGCCAAGAACUGCCAGCCCUUCAGCCUGUUCUAUCCGCCAGCUCAAACCGUCGAUCCGCUCAACGCGAACGACGAGGACCUUUCCAAUGACGUCUCGUGUGUUCCCCGACCUCUGCACGAACCGACCAUUGUCUCCCACUUGCUCGGUGUCAGUCGCAUCGCCGAUCUGUUCCGCGAAUUCAGCCAAGUCAUCUUCUCCUUACCCACGAUCGAGGCUCAGUGGGACUUCGCCAUUUCGAUCGACAAUCGCCUCCUACACCUGCUUGACUUUUGUCCCGCCCUCAAGCCACGAGCCACACCAUAUCCGACGCACGUUGACCUCAACGCUCCGUUCGACUACUUACCCUGGGCCCGCCACCUGUGGGGCACAUUUAUUCCACUCCAUCGAAUCAUGUGCCUCCGUCUCUUUCUCGGCAAGAGCUACCACGACUCGCAAUUUUUGCCGGCGCGUCAGAUCUGCUUGAACUCUGCGCGCGAGUUCUUUGCCGAACGAAGACGGCCCGCACCAAAGAUGUACAGGAAGUCAUGGCACGUGUCAUCGUUGACCGUGAUCGCGGGAAUGGUUUUGGGCACCGAACUCAUUCACGGUCGACCCGACCCGGCUUCGGCGUUGGGCCUCCGCGCCGAAGUGAUUGAAGCGAUGCAACAGCUGGCCGAUCCCGGCAACGCCAUGACUCAGCGUGGAAUUGAGCUCCUCCAGUCGAUGAUCACCGAACACGAUCGUCAGUCGAGCGACUUUAUCGAACCUGCUCCACGACCUCACAAGGUGCCACCCUCUGCACCCACUGUGAGUCACUUAACCAACAACCGAUAUCCGAUUUCUCCCCCGAUGCCCUCACCGACACAGGAUGUUCGUUUACCACAACCCCUUGUCAAUAACCAUGGCAACGGUCAGAUGAACCCCAUGCCUAUGAAUCCCGCGAUAAUCGCACCUCACGGCAUGCCAACCCAUUGGGCCAUUCCACAGCCCGCGUUUCCACCGACCUUCCCUACCGCAGCUCAAGUCCCCGCCCUCGAAGCGCUGUGGCCUAGCUCAAUCAACAAACAACAAGAUUGGUCAUGGUUGACCGGAUCAACAGAGUGGCCGACAACGCUGUUCACCGACGUAGAUGGCCAAGUCGCUGAACCUCAUGCAUCUUGGUUCGGCGCGGGGCAAACCCUCCCUUCUGUGCUAUAG